Molecule: messenger RNA, 5918 nt
Organism: Tinamus guttatus (white-throated tinamou)
Lineage: Eukaryota; Metazoa; Chordata; Aves; Tinamiformes; Tinamidae
Source: RefSeq, a predicted model, not a curated record
AUCUUCCAAGCACAGCUACUUCUGUCAACAUCCCUGACUUGCUUCCUGGUCGCAAGUACAUUGUUAAUGUCUACCAGAUCUCUGAAGAAGGAGAACAGAACCUGAUCCUGUCUACUUCACAGACUACAGCUCCUGAUGCACCCCCUGAGCACACCGUGGAGAGUGUAGAUGACACAUCAAUUGUCAUCAGCUGGAGACGACCACAGGCUCCAAUCACAGGCUACAGGAUUAUCUACACCCCUUCUGUGGAAGGCAGCAGCACAGAGCUCAACCUGCCUGACACUGCUACCUCUGUCACACUCAGUGACUUAAUGCCAGGCAUUCAGUACAACAUCAGCAUCUAUGCAGUAGAGGAAAACCAGGAGAGUACUCCUGUCUUCAUCCAGCAGGAAACCACAGGUGUCCCACGCACAGAUGAAGUUCCUUCACCCAAAGAUCUGCAGUUUGUGGAGGUUUCUGAUGUCAAGAUCACCAUCAUGUGGACCCCGCCAGAGAGCACCGUGUCUGGCUACCGGGUGGAAGUUAUCCCUGUCAAUCGCCCUGGCCAACACGGCCAGAGGCUGCCUGUUUCCAGGAGCUCUUUUGCUGAAGUUGUUGACCUGCUCCCAGGAACAACAUAUCUCUUUAAGAUCUUUGCUGUAAGCCAUGGCAGGGAGAGCAAACCUUUGACUGGAGAGCAAACCACCAAGCUUGAUGCCCCCACCAACCUGAGAUUUCUCAAUACCACGGAGCACACGGUCUUAGUUUUGUGGACACGGCCCCGUGCUGUGAUCACAGGCUACCGCCUGACUGCCGGUCCCACGAGAGGAGGCCAGCCAAAGACCUACAACGUGGGACCUUCUGCCACCAAGUACCUUCUGAGGAACCUGCAGCCAGGCACCGAGUACACAGUAUACCUAGUGGCAGUUAAAGAUGACUUGCAAAGCAACAGAGAGACUGGGGUCUUCACAACUUAUCAGCCUGUUGGCUCUGUUCCUCCUUUUAACACCGAAGUGACUGAGACUUCCAUUGUCAUCACCUGGACACCUGCCCCAAGGAUUGGCUUCAAGCUGGGCGUGCGCCCAAGCCAGGGUGGAGAGGCUCCACGGGAGGUGAUCUCCGAUUCCGGCAGCAUCGUGAUAUCCGGCCUCACCCCUGGAGUAGAGUACACCUACAGCCUCACGGUGCUCAUGGAUGGCCAGGAGAGAGAGACUCCCAUCAUCAGGAGAGUGACUACACCUUUGUCACCACCAACCAACUUGCAUCUUGAGCCCAAUCCCGAUACCGGCGUUCUGAUAGUCUCCUGGGAUAGAAGCACAACUCCAGGCAUCAGUGGGUACCGAGUUACCACUGUUCCAACCAGCGGGCAGCAGGGUUAUACCUUGGAGGAAGUAGUGGAUGCAGAUCAGACCACUUGCACCUUUGAAAACCUGAGCCCCGGUGUGGAGUACAACGUCAGCGUGUACACGGUCAAGGACAACCAGGAGAGCACCCCCAUCUCUAAAACCAUCACACAAGAGGUGCCCCAACUCACUGACCUAAGCUUUGUUGACAUAACUGACUCGAGCAUCGGCCUGAGGUGGACCCCGUUAAACGCCUCCACCAUUAUUGGCUACCGCAUCACUGUAGUUGCGGCAGGAGAAAGUGUCCCUAUUUUUGAAGAUUUUGUGGACUCCUCAGUAGGAUACUACACAGUCACAGGCUUGGAGCCGGGCAUUGAUUACGACAUCAGUGUAAUCACACUCAUUAAUGGCGGAGAGAGCGCCCCUACCACUCUGACACAGCAAACGGCUGUGCCUGCUCCCACUGACCUCCGCUUCACCAACGUGGGGCCUGACACCAUGCGGGUGACUUGGACGCCCCCAGCUUCCAUCGUGCUGAGCAGCUUCCUGGUGCGCUAUUCGCCUGUGAAGAAGGAGGAAGAUGUUGCAGAGCUGACAAUUUCACCCUCGGACAAUAUGGUGAUUUUAACAAAUCUGCUGCCUGGUACUGAGUAUCUGGUGAGAGUCUACAGUGUUUCUGAGCAACACGAGAGUGCACCUCUGUCUGGAAUCCAGAAAACAGGUCUUGAUUCCCCCAGUGGCCUCGACUUCUCGGAUAUAACCGCCAACUCCUUUACUGUUCACUGGAUUGCUCCUCGUGCCUCCAUUACGGGCUAUAAGCUCCGGUAUCACCCGGAGCACGUUGCUGGCAGGCCCAAGGAGGACCGCGUGCCGCCUUCCCGCAGCUCCGUCACCCUCACCAACCUGCUGCCAGGAACCGAGUACGUGGUCAGUAUCGUCGCUGUCAACGGCAGGGAGGACAGUCUGCCCUUGGUUGGCCAGCAAACAACGGUGUCUGAUGUUCCAAGGGACCUCGAAGUCACCCCCACAAGUCCAACCAGCCUCGUGAUUUCCUGGGAUGCUCCUGCAGUGACAGUCAGAUACUACCGGAUCACUUACGGCGAAACAGGUGGAAGUAGCCCUGUCCAGGAGUUUACAGUGCCUGGCACCAUGUCUACUGCUACUAUCAGUGGCCUCAAGCCUGGAGUUGACUACACCAUCACUGUGUAUGCAGUAACUGGCCGUGGAGACAGCCCUGCCAGCAGCAAGCCAGUCACUGUCACCUACAAAACAGAAAUAGACACACCAUCCCAGAUGCAGGUAACGGACGUCCAGGACAACAGCAUCAGUGUCAGAUGGCUGCCUUCAACCUCCCCAGUCACAGGGUAUCGGGUGACAGCUGUCCCCAAGAAGGGACAUGGGCCCACAAAGACUAAAAGUGUUCCUGCAGAUCAAACAGAAGUCACUAUUGAAGGUCUGCAGCCCACAGUCGAGUACGUGGUCAGCGUCUAUGCUCAGAAUCAGAAUGGAGAGAGCCUCCCCUUGGUCGAGACAGCUGUCACCAACAUUGACCGCCCUAAAGGACUAACAUUCACUGAGGUGGAUGUUGAUUCCAUCAAAAUUGCUUGGGAAAGCCCACAGGGGCAAGUCACCAGGUACAAGGUGACCUACUCAAGCCCUGAGGAUGGAAUCCAUGAGCUAUUGCCGGCCCCAGGUGGCGAAGAAGACACUGCUGAGCUGCAUGACCUCAGGCCAGGCUCUGAGUACACUAUCAAUAUCGUUGCCAUAUACGAUGACAUGGAGAGCCUGCCCCUCACUGGGACCCAGUCCACAGCAAUUCCUCCUCCAACAAACCUGAAGUUUACUCAGGUAACUCCCACUAGUUUUACAGUCAACUGGAACGCACCAAACGUUCGUCUCACUGGCUACAGAGUUAGAGUGAAUCCGAAAGAAAAGACUGGUCCCAUGAAAGAAAUCAACCUUUCUCCAGACAGUACAUCUGCUGCUGUUUCUGGAUUAAUGGUGGCAACCAAGUAUGAAGUGAGUGUCUAUGCCCUGAAGGAUUCUCUGACCAGCCGACCAGCCCAGGGAGUGGUCACCACUCUUGAAAAUGUGAGUCCCCCUCGCAGGGCCCGUGUGACAGAUGCCACUGAGACAACCAUCACUAUUACCUGGAGAACCAAGACUGAGACCAUCACUGGCUUUCAAGUUGAUGCAAUUCCAGCAGGUGGCCAGACCCCCAUUCAAAGGACCAUCAGCCCUGAUGUUAGGACUUACACUAUCACUGGCUUGCAACCUGGCAAUGACUACAAGAUCUACCUUUACACUCUGAAUGAGAAUGCACGCAGUUCCCCAGUAGUGAUUGAUGCCUCCACUGCUAUUGAUGCUCCUUCUAACCUGAACUUCCUCACAACCACAAGCAACUCCCUCCUGGCUACUUGGCAGCCUCCUCGAGCCAAGAUCACAGGCUAUAUCAUCAGGUAUGAGAAACCUGGCUCACCAUCCAAGGAGCUUCUUCCUCGUCCUCGGCCUGGCACCACAGAGGCUACAAUUACUGGUUUGGAGCCAGGAACUGAAUACAUCAUCUACGUUAUUGCUGUGAAGAACAAUCAAAAGAGUGAACCACUGAUUGGCAGAAAAAGGACAGAUGAUCUUCCCACGUUGAUUACCCGGCCGCACCCCAAUCAACCCGACAUUCUCGACGUCCCUUCCGUUGACGAGAGGACCCCUUACCUCACUAACAAUAGGUAUGACAAUGGAAACGGUAUCCAGCUUCCAGGCGCGUCUGGGCACCCCCAGACAAUAGGACACCAGGGUCAGCAAGUCUUCUUUGAGGAGCACGGCUACAGGCGGCCUGUACCCACUACGGCGUCUCCCCUUAGGCCUGGGUCAGCACGGCAACCACCAAAUGUAGAUGAAAAAAUUGAAAUCCCUGGGUACCAAGUGCCAAUCAUCGUUGAACCUUCGUACCCUCACUCUCGAGGGCCCAGGCGCAAUGAUACCACAGGUCAAGAAGCCCUCUCUCAAACGACCAUCUCUUGGAGGCCAUUGCUGGAGAGUACUGAAUAUAUCAUCUCAUGUCAGCCGGUCAGCCAAGAUGAAGAUACUUUACAGUUCAGGGUUCCUGGCACUUCCUCUAGUGCCACGCUCACUGGCCUUACGAGGGGGGCCACCUACAACAUCAUAGUGGAAGCCUUGAAGGAUCACCGGAAGCAGAAGGUGCUGGAGGAGGUGGUCACAGUUGGCAAUACUGUGUCUGAAGGACUAAACCAGCCGGCUGAUGACACCUGCUACGAUACUUUCACUGGCUCCUUCUAUUCCAUUGGCGAGGAAUGGGAGCGAUUAUCUGAAACUGGCUUCAAACUCUGGUGCCAGUGCCUAGGCUUUGGCAGUGGGCAUUUCAGAUGUGAUUCUUCUAAGUGGUGUCAUGAUAAUGGGGUGAACUACAAGAUUGGAGAGAAGUGGGACAGACAGGGAGAGAAUGGCCAGAUGAUGAGCUGCACCUGCCUUGGAAAUGGAAAGGGAGAAUUCAAGUGUGAACCUCAUGAGACCACGUGCUAUGACGAUGGGAAGAUGUACCAAGUGGGAGAGCAGUGGCAGAAGGAAUACUUUGGGGCCAUCUGCUCCUGUACUUGUUACGGAGGACAGCAGGGCUGGCGUUGUGACAACUGCCGCAGACCCAGCGUGGAGGUGGCCCCUGAAGGCUCUGCUGGCCAUACCUACACACAGUUCACGCAGAGAUAUCAUCAGGCUACAAACACAAACGUCAACUGCCCCAUUGAGUGUUUCAUGCCCCUAGAUGUACAGGCAGACACACAACAUCCACGGGGAAAGUAACAACCAGCAAGACUUCUUGCAGCAAUGGCAACAGACAAACCAAAGCAUAGAUACCUAUCUGCCACGAUUUACCAUCCAAACUGGAGUGAUGCUAGCAAAGUGCAUCUUUCAGAAUGGCCCUUGGCUUUGGAGCCAUUUUCCCAGCUUAAGCUCAACUCACAGCUUCUCCAAGCGCCACUCUUGGAGUGUUUCAGACUUUUCUCAUGAUUGAUAGCAGUGUAUUGCCUUGUUUUUGCUCGAAGUGUUCAAUACCAGUCAGUAUUUUCAAAUCUAAAAAAAAAAAAAAAUGUGGGGAGAUAACUAAAUUACAAAUUGGUGGAAGAUCAAAAUAUUAAGGGGGAAGGAGGGGUGUAAAAAUUAAAGGUUCCCAUGGCAUACAAACAAAUACAAGAAUGACAUUACUGAAUUUUAGACAUAGGAAAGUCCACCAAACACUUCUGCUUUCACAUAAGCGUGCAGCAAGCAAUAAGAUAGGAACAGCAAAACCCAUCACUGUGAUAUUUAAAAUAUGCACAGUCCUAAUUCUUUCUUAAUGAUCCUAGUAUUUUUCUAGCUGUAUCUUUGUAUCUCAUACUGUUAUUUAUCAGUUUUGUUCCCCUGACCUUCAAGUGUUUUUAUAUGGGAAUAAAAUGUAUUGAAGACUCUUAGUAUGCAGUUGACAAAGAGGAAUUUGGUGUAAUUAUGAUCAGUGGUUAUUUUUAUACUGUAAGUGCCAAAGCUUUACUACUGUUGAAAAGGAAAAAAAAACAACUCUUUUAAUAAAAAGAUUUACAAACCAAA